UUUUUUUUUUUUCCGGGUUCGGAGCCAUUCCGGAUGCUUUAGGCUGCCGGAUGUCUGAUCUCCGGAUAACUGAGGCGUUUCUGUACAUGGAUUAUCUGUGUUUUCGAGCGCUUUGCUGCAAGGGACCACCCCCUGCGCGCCCAGAAUAUGAUUUGGUUUGCAUAGGCCUCACAGGCUCUGGGAAGAGCAGUCUGUUGUCCAAGCUCUGCAGCGAAAGUCCAGAGAACGUUGUGUCGACCACAGGUUUUAGUAUAAAGGCAGUGCCAUUCCAGAAUGCCAUCUUGAAUGUAAAAGAACUCGGAGGAGCUGAUAAUAUCCGGAAAUACUGGAGCCGCUACUACCAAGGAUCUCAAGGAGUAAUAUUCGUCUUAGACAGUGCCUCCUCAGAGGACGAUUUAGAAACGGCUAGAAAUGAACUGCAUUCUGCUCUUCAGCACCCACAGCUAUGCACUUUGCCCUUUUUAAUAUUGGCCAAUCAUCAAGACAAGCCCGCAGCGCGCUCAGUGCAAGAGAUCAAAAAAUAUUUUGAACUUGAACCCCUUGCACGUGGCAAACGCUGGAUUCUGCAGCCCUCCUCACUAGAUGAUAUGGACGCACUGAAAGACAGCUUCUCCCAGCUCAUAAGCUUGUUAGAGGAAAAGGACCUGGAGGCCAUGAGAAUGUGAAGUCUGACACAGAGUUAGUUCCCCCAGAGCCUUGAAUCCAUCAUGUUAGCUUCCCAUUCUGGUUUCAUGUUGGUGUCAAGACUGUCGUGGCUUCGGUAUCUGCUCUUCUCUCGCUCCUUCAGCCUCUCAUCUCUCUGCUAAGUGACUGUUCCGUAAGUCAGGUGAAUUAUCCUCGGCAUUAACGUCAAGUACACACUACUGAGGGAGAGUUGAUUCUCUGUUUACCACUAAUUAUCUUCACCGCAUGUCUCUUCCUUCUGUUGGCCUAAGACUCUCUUCUGGGCUUUGUGCUAAAGUGGAUGGAACUUGCGGCUCAUGGAAAUGAAACCCUUCUGAGGAACUCAGACUCCCACAUCUUCACUAACUUCCCUGGGUUUGAGCUUAGACGAUUGGAACUAGACUCCACACGAUGUAUAUGCCAUUUCCAUGAUCUUUUAGAGGUUCAAGUUUUUUACACUUUAUUUUGUCUUGUCUGUUUUUCGUGUGUGUGUGUGUGUGUGUGUGUGUGUGUGUGUGUGUGUUUACUUUAUAGGCUAUGAGUGAACGUGACCACCCAAAGCUUCGCCUGCUCAUCUUUUCACAAAACUGGCUCUAAAGAACCGAGAAAGUGGAUGUCUUAUACUUACUUGGUUCUGCCUGCAGCCAUGUGUCCUCCCUUAGGAGGACAGCAUCCUGGUUGAGAGAGUUGGAGCAAAUUUAGGCAAGCACAGGCACCACUGAGUCCCAUUUGAUUAAGUCCGCAGAUAUUUAAUAGGGUCAUUAAUCUGCAAAAAGCUAAGCUGUAGCGUAAGCAUUUGUUUUCUCUAAAAAAUAAACUCAGAAAUGUUUGAAUGAAAUCAAGAAGAUGACUUUUCAAGUAAUAAACAGCCAAAGUCUAAUCCACGGUUGGGAUUUGAUGAAGCUCAAAGGCACACCCUGUUACUUAUUCAUCAGUGCUGAUGCUGACUGGGGGAGUCCGCUCAGGCCUCCAUUUAGUAAAGGUCUCAGUAUUUCUAUUAUAAACCUCUAUUUUCAGGGGUGUCCUGUACCCUUAGCGUAUGCUGGGCUACAGCAGAUAAAUAGAGGGCCUACACUCAGCCUUUGGAACUAACUUUUUCCACUUAGUUGAAAUGAUAAAAUUGCAUAGAACAAUGUACAGUUUUAGUAAGAUUUAACACCUUUGACCUUUUCUAAAUCAGGAAUAAUUUAUGAAUAUUGAGGCUCAUGGAUGAAAAAUUUAUUGGCACAUCUUGUAAAUGUUUGACCACUUAUUCACUAUAUACAAAGUGGCCAAAAGAGAGAAAACUGCUCCCUGCAUCCAAGCAAUAAAAAUAUAGGUCUCUCGUUUUUCAGUACUGUACCUUGAUGCCACAGACUUAAUGCCAUAUUUAUUGCAGAGUGACAGAAAACCUGUGACUCUCCAGAGGACAGUCUUCAAACCCCUCACAGUGCUCAGAUGAAGUGAUUUCAUCUCGUAAAUGGAUUUUAAUUAAAACAAUCCCGCACUUCUUUAAGCCUUUUAAAAUAUAUACACGGCAUAGACCAGAGAAGGCUCCAUGGUGAUUCAUUUUGUCUAAAGUAUCCCUGAAUAAUUCUCACUCCGUGGGAUGGUCGAUGGACAGCACAAAUCUUUAAUUCCUUUUUUUUUUUUAUUUUGUCCUCUCUUGCUCAUCUCCGUGAAAAUAAAUGAUUUUUUUCUUCCAGGCUUUGCUCUCUCUCCCUGCAAGUUCAUUAAAUGUAGAAUGUUGUCUUUUUGAAGAUACUGUGGCUGAGUGCUCCUUGCCAUCUGUUAAAUGACUUCCCGUUGUCUGUGUGUGUUCAUGUGCGCCAGCGAUGGGCUUCUCUGCAGCGUCGCAGCCGUCAGAAUGAAAACAUUAUCAAUCAGUACCCAACAACAGCUGUUUUUGACAAGUUUCUGUCUGACGCCUGAUGCUUUACAACUGUCAAUAAGGCUCUUUCUUUGUCUAGCGGGUCGGAGCGCGCUGUCUUAUUGCUCCUCUUGGCAUCCCGUCUCUGUAACCCUAGAAUUCUCCGUGUUUGGGAAACCCGAGUGGGGGAGGGGCGAGGGAAGGGACGGGGCUGUGUGUCUUGUUCUUACUUUUGUGUAAGGUGCCACAGGUGUCUUAGUUUGCAUAUUCAAAUAUCUAUAUAGGAAAACAGUCUGUUAUGUAUUUCUUCGGUUAGCAUCUUGUUAUAUUUAUGGAAGUGACCCAUUUUUGUACCUUCUUAGCUGAAGCAGUUGCCUUUUUUCUACUGGCAAUUUAUUUAUAUAAAACUUUGUAUCUACCGUAGUUUACAGUAUUGGUUGCUGGGUAACUGCUAUAUUACCCUGUCUUUCUAUUGAGAUAUAACCUAUACUUAAAGGUUGACCGGUUCAUGUGGACGUUUGCUAGGCAAGGAGAACCUUGCCUGGCCCGUGAUUUAUAUGAUUUCCACUAUCUUACAAUGAAAAUAAAUGCUUAGUAGAACUGG
Messenger RNA from Microtus oregoni (creeping vole), 3116 nucleotides. It is a transcript of the gene Arl15, whose product is annotated as ADP ribosylation factor like GTPase 15. NCBI's taxonomy places the organism in Eukaryota, Metazoa, Chordata, Mammalia, Rodentia, Cricetidae. Bases 51 to 665 code for a protein of 204 amino acids. Gene Ontology annotation, molecular function: GTP binding; GTPase activity. The record is from RefSeq and is a predicted model, not a curated record. The transcript is spliced from 5 exons.